AUUUAUGUUAAAAGGAAAUUGAAGUCUGCAGAAGUGUAUUGUUAGAUAUCCACCCGAACUGCACUGAAUCUUCCAAGAUUGACCACAGCGUGUAUAAGAUAUUGCCGAAAUGAAGACGUACGGUAAUGAAGAUUUUAUCAUAGUGAUCAGUAGUGUAAAAACAAAACCUUGGAAGACAAGCAAGUAGAAAUGAGGAGCAGCAACUGGAACAGAAAUGACUGAAAGUACAACUUUUGGCAAGGAAGCUUCAUUUGUGUUCUGGAAGCCAAAACAGGAGCUCUGCUUUUGCGUUGAAGAUAAGGGAUUUAUCGUAGUGUAAUAGAAAUGAGGAGCAGCAACUGGAACAGAAAUGACCGAAAGUACAACUUGUGGCAACGGAGCUUCAUUUGUGUUCUGGAAGGGAUGGCUCAGACGAUACAACAAAGUUAAGCGUGCAAUCCUGCGCCGACCACUCCAUGCUCUUUACCCGCCGCGGUCAUCUAUAAAUAAGCACCGUUGGGUCAUCUCCAUCAUCCAACUCCAAGAACACAACAGCCUAGAGCAAGCUCAAGUGAAGUGAGCUGAUCAGAUCGACCAAUCACAAAUCCCCAAGAACAGCCUACUAGCUACCCACCAAUUCGCUCGAUCAGCAAUGGCAGACAGAGUGACGAAGCUGGCGUCGCAGCGGGCGGUGGUGAUCUUUGGGGCGAGCAACUGCUUCAUGUGCCACACGGUGAAGACGCUCUUCACAGAGCUGGGCGUGAGCUGGACGGUGCACGAGCUGGACAAGGACCCCCGCGGGAAGGACGUCGAGAGGGCGCUCGUCGGCAUGGUCGGACGGAGCCCGCCGGUGCCAGCCGUCUUCAUCGGCGGCAGGCUUGUCGGCACCACCGACCAGGUCAUGACGCUGCACGUCGGCGGCCAGCUCGUGCCGCUCCUCCGCCAGGCCGGCGCCCUGUGGCUUUGAAGAGUCAUGGACAGGGACAGCAGUGGCUGAUGCGUGCGUGCAGUGAUGUGUGAUCGCAGCCUUGAAAUUGAGCUAAGAUAGUGACCAUGUAGUGCGUGCUCUGCAGUGCAGCUACAUAAUUUUGGAAAGGUCAUCAAACAUAUUAACGGUUAUGACCUUUCAGUUGUACCUCUUGUUGUCAUGAAAAGAGUAGAAAGGAUGCUUUGUAAGAGAUGAGCAUCCUGAGCAAUAUUGAAAGAGCUUAUGCCUAUUAUCUUGUUGCCGUUGCUUAACUAAUUUGAUGCUUUGCUUAAUCUGGCUGGCUGUUGUGCUAAGGCCGCAAGAGAAUCCACGGUAUAUAUAAUGCUCCUCGGUGAAUGGAGAAUAUAAUGUCAUAUCUGCUGGAAUUAUUGGAAUUUUAUUAGACAGUUGUACCUCUCGGUGUGCAUCGAGACGUUAGACAGCAGGCCUUCAAAUCCCUGCCUCUCU
Molecule: messenger RNA, 1414 nt
Organism: Triticum aestivum (bread wheat)
Lineage: Eukaryota; Viridiplantae; Streptophyta; Magnoliopsida; Poales; Poaceae
Product: putative glutaredoxin-C2
Exons: 3
Coding region: 632-946 (104 amino acids)
Source: RefSeq, a predicted model, not a curated record